Molecule: messenger RNA, 2418 nt
Organism: Tetranychus urticae (two-spotted spider mite)
Lineage: Eukaryota; Metazoa; Arthropoda; Arachnida; Trombidiformes; Tetranychidae
Product: guanine nucleotide exchange factor for Rab-3A
Biological process (GO): exocytosis
Cellular component (GO): Golgi to plasma membrane transport vesicle
Molecular function (GO): guanyl-nucleotide exchange factor activity
Source: RefSeq, a predicted model, not a curated record
GUGAUUUUAAAGAAAGAGAAGAAAGAGGGAGUUAUAACCAGUUGUGAGAAUGUAUGACUUUUUCCCACAAGAGAGAGUCAAAAAUUUUACUCUGAACCAAGCAAAUGUUUUGUCUUAUUUAAUUGUUAAUUGGAUUAAUUCUGAUCCAUCUUAUUGUUAAUUUAUAAUCAACAUGUUAUAUUUUACUUAGUGCAAUAGUGAUGAUGGUGACUAAGAAAGUAUUGGUGCUAAUAUCACCAGAGGCUAUAACAUUGUUUACUUUUUUCUUUUAGCUUAACAAUGAGGAACCCAAGAUUAUCUUCUUGCCUGUUGUCCCAAUCUUAUUUAUCGUUUCGUUAAUUGACUUACUCUUUAUGGAUAAUCGUUAUUAUUAACAAGCAACCAAUGUGAUCAGCAAUAAACUUAGCUCCCAUCUUUGUCAAAUGGCGAACAAACUGAUGGAAAAGCUCUGCAAUUGAAAUUUUUCUUCACUCCAUAUACUCAUCCACUCGCUACUUACAUUGUGUUUUCAUUGCCAUUUAAAAUAAUUCAAGUCCAUCCAUUACUCUUUGUGUCAAUUUGUUCCAACUCUUUGCUCAUUCAACACAUUUUAUAUUUAAUUCAUUGUUAAAUCAGUUCUAACAGUAAUGAGUACACAAGUAAAUGGAAAUGGUAUCGAUAAUGUUAUUGAAUUAACAUCAUCUACUCCUUCAUCACCUUCAAAAAAUAAAACAGAUCUAGUUACUGAUCCCGAUGUCCCUCAGUCACCUCAACAGGUUAUCAAUAAAACCAGUGAAAAUGGCUCUUCCUCAAGUGGUCCAGGAACAUCUGCAUAUUCAACCCCUCGUUCAUCAUCUGAAAAGUUAGAUGUGUCAGAGGAAACUCUUCGAUUUCAGGAACAACUGGUUACUCAAUGCAAAACUAGGAUGAAGGAUAAAUUUGAUUCUCUUGAAAAAGAGACUGGAGUCAAGUUAAGGCGUUAUUGGCCUGAGACUGGGAACGACUCAGAUUUAGACCAUGGUACUGAUGAUGAUGACGAUGACUCAACUGAAAACGGAUUGCAUUGUGUGGACAGAAAGGGCAAAUCUCAAUCGGAUGCUUCACCAGUCUCAGCCAUUGAAGCGAUCUCUGCAACUGCAAAUGCUGAUAAGCUACCUGUUUCUGAAAAUUCAGGAAUUCCCCCAUUAAUUGAGAAUAAAACUAAUGAAUCGAAUCCCAAUGAGAUGAUCCAGCUUCUUAGUAAACAAUUGGAAAAAGUGCAACAUGAAUUGACAGCAAAAGACGAUGAAAUAACAAAGUUGUCUCGCAUUCGAAGUCAAGUUGAAUAUGAAUUGGAGGAUUUAACCGCCAGUCUAUUCGAAGAAGCCAAUAAAAUGGUUCGAGCAGCUAAUGUUAAGAAAGCCAAAUUUGAACGGGACUACAAAGAAGCAAUGAUGAAAAUGCAUGUUCUUCAAGCUGAAGUGGAUGCUCUUAAAGUUCUAGUUAUUACUUCAACACCCGCUACUCCCAAUAAACAUCUUCACCCUCAUAUUGAGGGGAGUAAAAAUAACCUUAAAGGUGAAUUUGAAUAUUGGCGUGCAAAACUCAGUCCAUUUACCCAUUUACCACGUAUAAUUACCAAAUCUGACUCAAAUCAAACUACACCAAAAAAAUCUCCUAGCAACUAUGAAUUGGGAGGAAAUCCUGGACUUAAUUAUGAAUCUAAUGGAGUUACUUGCGAUCUUGAGGUCGUAACACCAGGUUCAUCAUCUUUAGGGGAAGUUGACCCUGUUUUCCAUCAACAAUUUGCUGAAUGGCGAAAAAAUCCGUGUAUUGAUAAGUCAAGCUCAUUCAUUAAUAGUAUUUACGAGCAAGAAGUUUAUCCAGUCUUUAAUUUUAAAAACAAAUCACUAACUGAAUCCGUGCUAUCCGCCAUCGAAGAUAACUCAAUCGCAAUAGAAUCAGUUUCUGAUAAGUCAGCAUUUCCCAAGAAGUGUGCUCUCUUGGAUAUACCAAGAACUUGUAAAUAUCGUAUGAAGUUAGGACAAGAUUGGUACAACAUUUCUCUUCUUUGUCGUAAUCGGAUAGCCGCUGUCUGUGAUCUCUUCUGCUAUUUACGCUACAUUCAACAAGGAUUAGUUAAGAGCAGCUUUCAUGAUGUAUACUGGGAAAUAAUGCAACGACGGAAAAACAUCGCUCUGUCUCGCUUAGGACUGCCAACAUGUUAAGAGAUGCAUACAAAGUAUGGCUCUUGAUACAAGAACUUUUACUAUCUCCAAAAGAGCUUAAAUUGAUAACAAAUGGAACAAUAAUAAUGGAACAGCUUCGCUAAGAUCCCAUAAAAUUAGAUGAUCUUCUUUGGCAGUGAUCAGAAUAUUAGACCUCAAAGGAACCAUUCCACUACAAAACGAACGUUGCUAAAAGAAAAGAAAUAAUAAAUAUUGUAUUAACAUGUAUUAA